AUGAGGGCACUGUCAAAGCUAGUCAAUCUUAAAAAUCCAGAUCGUGUCUUGUUUGUUGGAGAGGCACUUGUUGGAAAUGAUGUUGUUGAUCAGCUUUCAAAGUUUAAUCAGCUUCUGGAUGAGAUGAUUGACAAUGGCUUCCCUCUCACUACAGAACCUAAUAUUCUGAGAGAGAUGAUUGCUCCACCAAAUAUAGUUAACAAGAUGUUGAGUGUGGUGACAUGCAAUAGUUCCAACAUGAGUGACACACUUCCAGGUCCAACAUCAUCUUGCAUUCCAUGGAGAACAGCAGACCCGAAAUAUGCUAACAAUGAAGUUUAUGUUGAUCUUGUUGAAGAAAUGGAUGCAAUUGUAAAGAGGGAUGGGGUCCGGGUGAAAUGCGAGAUAUAUGGUGAAGUGAAAGUGAACUCCCAUCUCUCAGGUGUUCCUGAUUUGACUCUUUCAUUUGCAAACCCUUCUAUUCUUGAUGAUGUAAGAUUCCAUCCAUGUCUUAGAUUUCGCCCUAGGGAAUCCCAACAAAUUUUGUCAUUUGUGCCUCUUGAUGGACAGUUUAAACUGAUGAGCUACAGGUGUAUGGUGUUAAAGCGACACUUAGGUUAUUAA
Messenger RNA from Prunus avium (sweet cherry), 603 nucleotides. The record is from RefSeq and is a predicted model, not a curated record. NCBI's taxonomy places the organism in Eukaryota, Viridiplantae, Streptophyta, Magnoliopsida, Rosales, Rosaceae.